CACUUUUCUUGCCACUAAACUUAUACCUACAACUAUUGUCUGCUUUGCUAUUUUCCACCUCAACCAUGCAUUUCCAACAGAUUAGCCUUGCUAGUCUUGUCAUUGCACUUGCAGCAGCAUCCCCCGCCCAGCCGAAUCCUAAAGUGCUGCACGCUCGUGAAGAAAGCAAAGGCAUCUAUAUCAACCCUAAGCACCCGAAGAUGAGCCUUGACCAGCAAUGUAUGUGGAAGUGGGAAGCUGGGUUCGGCUAUUGGAAUGUCGUCAUCAACGAUGCCAGCGAUUUCACGGACGAAACCUGCGGUUCUGGCUUUCUCGACAAUAUCAACGGCAGAGGUUGCGCACCAACAGGUUGGGGUUGCCACUACGCCAACGAUGACAAGACGAUGAACGCCGGGUUCAAGACAUCACUUUUUUGCAGUGGUGAGGACAUCAGCAGCGCUAUCAAUGCCGCCUUUGGAGGAAAGGAAGUGAAGUGUGGCGACUAUGAUUUACACGUUGUGUGUGAUAACGAUGAUGACUGUAGAAUGAUUGGAUAGACACGCG
This is a messenger RNA of Aspergillus versicolor CBS 583.65, 543 nucleotides long. RefSeq lists its product as uncharacterized. Bases 66 to 536 code for a protein of 156 amino acids. The transcript has a single exon. The record is from RefSeq and is a predicted model, not a curated record. Lineage: Eukaryota; Fungi; Ascomycota; Eurotiomycetes; Eurotiales; Aspergillaceae.